Molecule: messenger RNA, 4350 nt
Organism: Cuscuta campestris
Lineage: Eukaryota; Viridiplantae; Streptophyta; Magnoliopsida; Solanales; Convolvulaceae
Source: the annotation of a GenBank genome assembly
CCAACUGGGUUUCUGCGGCUAGGAGGGUUAAUCAAAUCAUAUAUUUAAUUAAUUACUCCUAUUUAGGGGAGUUUAAGUUUAAACUCCUAUUUUGAGGAUAUUAUCCAUGUUUUACUCCUAUUUAGUAGGUUUUCUUUUUUAAGAAAUAUUUGCACUAAUAUUUGGGUAAAUUUGCAUAGAAUUUAAAAAUAAAAUUUAUAUAUUUAAAAAUCAAAUCUAAAAUUUUACAAAAUCAUAUGCAUCAUUAUUAUAUUACUUUAUCAAAUAGGUACUGAAAAUAAAUAUUGAAAGACGUUAAAAUUUGACAAUAUAAAUAGUGAAUGAAUAACUUAAAGUGAGAUGGAGACAAUAUGUACUAAAGUAGAAUUAGUGAAGAAUUAAUAAGAUCUAGUAGUAGUAAGAUAUUAAGUCGAGAACUAAUAAAUAAAAGUUGGAGAAUUAUCAAAUACUACAACACAAAUUAUGAAAUCACAGUGCGUGCACUAACAAUUCUUAGUGUGCGACUUAAGAAAAAUAAGUGUGCCCUAGACUCCGCCUAGAGCACCGCUCACGCAUUGAGUUUGUCAAUUUGCAAAUGGCACGCGGAUCCUUAAUAUGCGUGAGUUACGAGUUCUAGGAUAAAAAACUAUAUUUAAUUUGUUAAAUGCAUUACUAUCUCAUUCUAUAGCACAUCAUUUGGAGAUCCUCUCAUUUGAGUUUGUGUAUUCCACUUUUUGUUGUUGUUGUUGUUGUUGUUGUUGUUGCUGUAUGUCUAGUUUUCCUUAAAAAACUACUUCCUCCGUUUCAAAAAGAGUUCCUACUUUGAAAAAGUGGAAAAAUAAGGAAGUGUUAAAUUGUAGUUGACUUCCAAUUUUGUCCUUGAUGUGAUGGGUAAAAGUAAGAUGUGAUAGGUAUAUUAUUAGAGAAAAAUAUGAUGUGAUAGGUAGGGUAUGAAAAAGUAAGGGUAAAAAUGGUUUUUUAAUAAAAAGUGGAAGUGUUUUGUUGGAAGUGAAAAAAAUGAAAGAUGAAGUGUUUUUGAGAAUGGAGGGAGUAGUACAUAUAAGACAUGGAUAGUACUAGCUCCAAACGAGUUUCUCACCCACGCCUAAAAAACAAGAAUUAAACUAUUUGUAAUUCAAAAGUUUUACUCCACUUUGUAUUCCAAAGACAUACACCAAUAUUUUAUAUUAAUGUAAUGCUAGUGUUAUAGUUUAUAAUAACAGAAAAUGUCGAUGCAAUUUUUUUUAAUUAUACUAGCAUUUUAUGCUAGCUAGUGUGAAUCCUAAAAAUAUCGAUAUAUCUCUUAUUCUCUUUGAGAUACAAUUUGAAAUAUAUUUUAGGGUGUACCACUAGCAUUUUUGAAGAAACUAAGUAAACCUGGCAAAAAAUGACCCGACCUAUUUUUGACCCGAGACCCGACCCAAAAAUACUGAGUUUUGAACAAAAAUUUUGCUGACCGAACCCGAAGUUGAUCGAACCCGAAAUUACCAGUUAAAAAUGGUUUUUUAUUCGUAAUAUUGAUAAUCGCUCAAAAAUGACUAAAGAUUUCAAAAAAUAAAUGAAAGUCAUAACCCAUUGGGUCAACCCAAACCCGAUAACAUUGGAACAUAUGAACAUGUAGCUCUCAACUCGAACCCAAAUUUACCCGAACUCGAAGUAAUCUGAACUCUAGAUUGAAUAAUUCGUGUAUUUUUUCAGUGGAUAAAUUUUUAGGUAGCACUGAAGUAUACAAGACAACUUGCUUUUUAAUUAUUUUGCGUGAAUCACCUUGUUUCAGAAGAUCAUCAUAAAUUAUUAAAGUGUGUCUUUCCUUAUACAUAAAAUACUCAGCCAAUGAUCCUGAUGAUAAUACAACUGAAAAAGAACCUAAAGAUGAUAAGAGUUAUUCGAUACGAUAUUCGCACCAAUCUGAUUUUCGUCACCAAUCACGAUCUUAUUUGGUCAAAACCCUAGCGACAAAUUCCUAUUUUCCUUUCAUUACGAUAUUUGUGAACAAGUUACUGGACAAGAAUCCUCCUAAAUUUAUUUUUGAUAUCGACAAGGUAAAUAUUACCGCAAGAUUAGAAAUUUUCAGAUGUAAUAAAUCCAAAAAUCCGAUAUUAAGAGCAAUCUGUUAUGAAAUUAAUGAUUGUUCAUUUAUUCAAUUAAUCAGGCCUAUUUUCUAGAAUAGUAGAUUAAGACAACCAUUGAUGAGUAUCAAUUAUGUACAGUACUUCCCAUUUGUAUUUGUAUCCAUACCAAGGCUCUCCACUAUAAAUAGAGGCCUAAUCCUUGCAUUGUAAUCACAAUUAAGAACAAUAGAAAGAGUGAAGAAUCAAUAUAGAGAAGAAAUCAGAAAUAUAUCAUAUUUAUCUUCCUAAUCUCUGAGUAGUUUUUCUCUCAUUAGAUAACACGUUAUCAGCACGAAUUGCUCAAAAUCCCAGAAUCCUUGUUCUUCUCAGAAGGUAUAUUUAUUUUAUUUUCUUCAUGAACAAAUUAAAAUAUUUUCUUAAAAACUAUGAGAAGUAUGCUCUGUGAUUGCCCAAAGUUGGGAUCCUUCACAUCAGAAACUUAUACUUAUAAAAUUAAAAUUAGAUAAUUAAAAGGAAGAAGUUUCCUCAUAAUAAAAAAAAAUCAUUUUUUUUAUAAACUAAAACAAAGAGUAGAUUUAAUACAGAGUAUUUAAGAUUGAAAAAAAAAAUUAUAUUUUUUUUAAAAAAUAAAGACUACUCUUGAAAAAAAAAUAUUAAAAUCAAGAUAUGAUGAACUUACCUUCCUGCUACUCUUGAAUCCUUCUUACACUUUAAACGUAGACGCGGAAAUAACCGCAACAAAGGGCCGAACAGGGGCUAUAAAAAUCCAAAUGGAUCAUCCUCCAAAGAAAAGGGAAAAUUCAAACCACCACAGGCCAAAACUUAUGAAAAGCCAAAACCAAGUGGUGAAUGCUACAAAUGUGGCAUAAAAGGACACUGGGCGAAUGAAUGUCGAACGGCAAAACAUUUGGUUAAAUUAUAUCAGGCUUCCACAAAAGGAAAAGAGAAAAAUGUGGAAGCUAAUUACGCUGAUGAUAUCAAUCCAAUUUUGCCUAAAUUUGACGUGUCCGAUUUCUACAUGGAUGAUGCUGAAAUUGGGGCACCUGAUAUAUGUACCGAGAUUGUGUCUCUCUCACUCCAACAAUAAAAUUCAUUCAGAAAACACCUCCUUUACCGCUCUACCCUUCUGCCAUUUCAUCGGCUUCGCACCACGUUCUGGAAGAGAAAUGCCAGAGGAUAUUUGUAUGAGUCUUGAUCACAAGAGAAAAAUAAGUUCUGAUGGCUUAACUGCAAACCCAAAGAGAAGAGAAGUCAGCAAUAAGGAGGAGACAUCAGAUGAGGAUAAUGACAAUGAAGAUGAAGAGAUGGUGCCAGAUUCCCCAUAUACUUCAGAAGACUCAAACUUUUCUUUAGGAGACAUAUCUUGGAUUCACUUUAUAUUGAAUCGACAAUUUGUUGAAGUCUUGUCUAGGAAGGUAGAAACUGAUUUUGAACUCAAGCAGCUUGCAAAAGAGCUUUUUCAAUCCCUUAGGAAUGCUGUUGAAGAUGGUGAACAAGUAUCAAGUAUUGUUGCCGGAGUGAAAAAGCUUUUUGAGAGUGAUGUGUUUGUUCAAGCGUGUGUUGAGACAUAUAUGGAGGAUCCGCACUUGCUUGUUGAGUUAGAGCCUAACUUUAACACAGAAGGCAAAGAACAAAUGGAAGCUCUCAAGAGGGACAUGUUGUUCCCAAGCAUUUUGCAAGAGACUCAAACCAAUGCCAUUAUUAGAGGAGUCCUGACUGUUGUGUUCGGGUACUGGAGCGAUAAAGAUUGUUACAAUAAGGUGUCUGAAGCAGUUAAUAAAGAACUGCAGAAACUUCACAAACCUAACAACGAACCUCCAGUGAGGAUGGUGUAUCAUGAUAUUCCUAAUAUUGAUGUCUCUCCCGACAUUGAGGGGUUGAAAGAAGCGUUGGCUAUUAGAUAUCGAGAUGAUCCUAACCAAGAUUACAAUCAUAUAUGUGAAGAGGUCGAUAGCAACAAGUCUUAUUUUGAGGAGAAGCUGAACCUUAGCUCUGUUGUACCUGGCAUGAUCCCAAAGCGGAUUACAAGGUUGGUAGUUGCAUGGUCUGGCAAGUCUUUGAAAUUGGGUGGUAUAGACUUCGUGGCUAGGGAAGAGCAGAAUCCCUAGCCUGACUCUGAUGUUGGGCCGAGCUUUUUAUCGGUUUAGUUGGUGUUUUUAGGAUAUAUUUGGCCAGACAUUUUUAAUCUGUGACUGUAACGUAGUGAUACUUGUUGAAGACCUUAUAAUUUUAUAUGAAAAAGUAAAGUCCAAUUCCUUUUAUCUACUGUAAAAGCCAUUAAUGAACUUGAGUUGCCUUG